Molecule: messenger RNA, 1692 nt
Organism: Fragaria vesca subsp. vesca
Lineage: Eukaryota; Viridiplantae; Streptophyta; Magnoliopsida; Rosales; Rosaceae
Product: heat stress transcription factor A-5-like
Exons: 2
Coding region: 1-1434 (477 amino acids)
Biological process (GO): regulation of transcription by RNA polymerase II
Cellular component (GO): nucleus
Molecular function (GO): RNA polymerase II cis-regulatory region sequence-specific DNA binding; DNA-binding transcription factor activity
Source: RefSeq, a predicted model, not a curated record
AUGGACGGAACCGCGGGUGGCGGCGGAGGAGGCGGCGGUCCGGCGCCAUUCUUGCUGAAGACGUAUGACAUGGUGGACGACUCGGCGACGGACGAGAUCGUGUCGUGGAGCUCCAACAAGAAGAGCUUUGUCGUCUGGAACCCUCCAGAAUUCGCUAGGCUUCUCCUCCCCACCUACUUCAAGCACAACAACUUCUCUAGCUUCAUCCGUCAGCUCAAUACCUACGGAUUUCGAAAGAUUGAUCCUGAAAGAUGGGAGUUUGCUAAUGAAGAAUUCAUACAAGAUCAAAAGCAUCUUCUUAAGAAUAUUCAUCGCAGAAAGCCCAUUCACAGCCACAGUAAUCCCCAGGGUUCUAUGGUUGAUCAGGAAAGAGCGGCUCUUGAUGAUGAAAUAGAGAAGCUAUCAAAUGAAAAAGCUGCACUUGAGGCAAACAUUUCAAGGUUCCAGCAGCAGCGAUCUGCUGAAAAGCUUCAGUUGGAAGACCUGACACAGCGGGUAAAUGGUAUGGAGCAGAGGCAGAAGAAUUUACAUACAUUCUUAGAUAAAGCUGUUCAGAACCCUUUUUUUGUUGAACAUCUAGCCCGAAAAAUUGAAUCUAUGGAUUUCUCAGCGUAUAACAAGAAAAGGAGACUGCCUGUUGCAGAACUCUCACAGCCGGUUGUGGAAAAUAGUUUCAUGGAUAACCAAAGUAGUUCCAGACCUGAGUUUGGGAAUAUUUUCCACCAAGACUUUUCAAGUAAGCUGAGACUGGAAUUAUCUCCAACUGUUUCAGAUAUUAAUCCGGUUUCACAUAGCACCCAGAGUUCCAAUGAAGAUGGGGAUAGUUCAACUAGGAAGAUAUCGGAAGAUCUGAAAGGUGCACAGAUGAGAACCAAAGGCCUUUUAUUUGCAAAUGAACCAUUAGAACUUUCAGAUACUGGAACAUCCUUUGCAUUCAAAAUGGAUUCGGUGUCACGAAAAUCAACAAGUGGUGGAAGCCCUGGAUUUCAUUCCUUGCAGCCAGGUUUGCCAUCAAAUGAGGAUAGUGAUGGCCUGAUAGCCUGUCACUUAAAUCUUACAUUAUCAUCUUCUCCCUUGAAAGUGAUCAGUAGCCCGCAUUCAGCUACAGUACCCCUAAUAGGUCAGGAUAUUAGCAACUCCCCAUCCUCAGGUUUGAAUGCCAAUGACAAAGAAUCCGAUAUCAGAGCUCUUCUGCACCAUAACCUGGCUGAUGAAGACAGGCCUAAAAAUUCCCCAAAAGAGGCCACAAAACACAGUAAAGGGCAUGCAUCUGGUCCAGUUAGAGUGAAUGAUGUUUUCUGGGAGCAGUUUCUCACGGAAAGGCCUGGCUGUUCAGAGAAUGAAGAAGCGAGUUCUAAUUUUAAAGAAAAUCUGUAUGAUGGGCACGAUAGAAUGGCCAGAAAUGCUAAAGGUACAGAAACACUUACUCUUUGACAACUAUGUGAGAUUCAUCAUUCUUAAGAUUUCAAACUUGACGUGAAUUUACCUGUAAUUGGUUUGAAUAAGUUCUUGCCAAACUGCCAUUAGUUCUUAGUUGCCUUUUGCUACUGUUAGGGGUUAUAAUUGGUAAUGUAGUCAUGUGUGGUAUCUGUGCAUACAUUGUAACUACGUUUCUAACAGUUAAAUAGAUAUGUGAUUUUGGUUUCUGAGAUUAUUUUCCACCUGUUAAAAAGAAGCUUAUUAACCUGCUAA